CCAGCCACAGUGUCUCUCCCAACCUCGUCGAUCUAGACAUCCCCAAUUUUUAAUUUUAAUUAAUCUAUUUGUCAUAGUUUCUCACCAUUGUUGCCAUUUUUUCUUCUUCUUCCUGCUCCUUUUCUUCUCCUGGGAUUACUUCCGUAUUUCUUUACUUAGUAAUUAAUCUCCUUUUCUUGCUCUUGCUAUUCCUGUUAGAUUUUAGUUUUAUUUUCGGGCCUUCGGGGUCGAGAUCGAUUUUGCAGGUUUUAAGAAUAUCCCUGUUGGUGCAUCUAUUGUGAAGUUGGUGACUUGAUAUAAAAUCGGCUCAUAGGCAUCUGCUUUGAUGGAGAAGGAGGUAAAUCCAGUGGCGGAGAAACCAGUUUGCAGCUCAUUGCCGAACAAAAAAAGCCAUGGGAAAAUUCCAAAGAAAAUUCACAAAGCUGAGAGGGAGAAACUGAAACGUGACCAUUUGAAUGAGCUAUUUCUUGAGCUAGGAAAUGCUCUUGAACCAGCUAGGCAGAACAAUGGAAAGGCCACUGUUUUAGGUGAUGCCACUCGAAUAUUGCAGGAUCUGCUAGCUCAGGUUGAAUGUCUCAAAAGGCAAAAUGCAGCUCUGUUAUCUGAAUCACAUUAUGUGACCAUUGAGAAGAGUGAGCUGAGAGAGGAGAAUUCUGCCCUAGAAGCUGAAAUUGAGAAGCUACAGAGUGAACUACAGGAAAGGGUUCAGUGCAAACCUGCAUGGGCUGCAGCUUCAGCCCCAUUGCAGAACAAGAGUUCAGGAUCACAUCUGCCUGAGGAUCAUCAUCUCACAUUGCCUGUUUUAGACUCCACUUUGCAGCCAGCCCCUGUUGUUGCACCAGUCUUCGUCAUUCCUGUCCAUUGUGACCUUCAAGUGUAUCCAGAGCCUGAAACUGUACAAACUUGUAAACCUCCCUCACAAGUGAGCAGACCACAUGCUCGAUAUCCCACCCCUUCAGACUCGUGGCCUGCACAAUUGCUUGCGGAGCAAUCAUAUGCAGCAAAAGAAGGCUUGCUUAGUAGUAAAAAUACCACAGUCGUCAGAGGGGGAGAACAAGUUGCAGGCAGGGUAUAAGCUUAUCAAGUUCUAGUUGGAUCAUAUUUUUAGAUGUGCUCAGAGAGCAUCUAAAAUUAUAUAAAUGUUUAAUCCUCAAUUUAACUAUAGGCUUCUCAGAUGCAUAUGGGUUAGUGCUGGGUUUUAAGUUUAGCAUGUGUAAUUGUGUACAAUACACAAUGACGACAAAGAUGAUGAUGCACCAUUGACGAAUGACAAUGGUUGGAUCAAGAGUUUGGUACGUGUGGAGGUUGAUAGUCUUACAAUCUCUAGUGUUAUCUGGUGAUAAAUUCAAAUUAACAUUUUUUCUAUGAAGUACAAA
Molecule: messenger RNA, 1376 nt
Organism: Nelumbo nucifera (sacred lotus)
Lineage: Eukaryota; Viridiplantae; Streptophyta; Magnoliopsida; Proteales; Nelumbonaceae
Product: transcription factor BHLH062-like
Molecular function (GO): protein dimerization activity
Source: RefSeq, a predicted model, not a curated record